GAGGAGAACAGGCUACGGGCCAAGGCGAUUCGGGACCAGCGAGAUGCAGAGAGGCGUGCAGCUGAUGGCGGGACCCCUUCAAUCCCCAAGACGGCCUCGGGCUUCGUAGCGACCGACAGCGUGCACAUCGUCGGCGGCAAGCGUCCGAUAGACGCCAUCUCGAAGGACUCGGGGACCAACCGGGAUGGGCGCAACAACGACGAUGGGGCCCUGCGGCCAGCCCGCAAGUUCACCAAGUUCGUCGACUACAACAUGAGCUCCAUGACCGACACCAAGGGCGGCUUCCUGUCGAUCGAGGACGACCCGCACAACUACGCGCUGGGCAGCGCGGCGGCCGCGAAGGCCGGGCAGGCCGAGGCGGACCAGCGGCCAAAGCACAUGACGGCGCAGGAGUGGGAGCGCAUGCAGCUCAUCAACCGGCUCAAGAGGAACAAGGUCGGGCCCUUUGAGCCGGCGCUCAGCGCGCACGACGACGAGUCGAAGCGCAAGCGGUGCCGGGAGUGCCGCAGCAUCGAGAUCGACUUUGUCUGGGACGAGGUCUUCCACGUCGCCGUGUGCAACCAGUGCAAGGACAAGUACCCGGAGAAGUACUCGCUCCUGACCAAGACGGAGUGCAAGGAGGACUACCUCCUCACUGAUCCGGAACUGCGCGACCCGGAGCUGCUCCCGCAUCUGAAUAAACCGAACCCUCACAAGUCCCACUGGCACGACAUGAUGCUGUUCCUCCGCUUCCAGGUGGAGGAGUACGCCCUCAAGACCAAGUGGGGGUCCUCCGAGGCCCUGGACGCCGAGUACGAGCGUCGCGAGACCCAGAAGAAGGCGCGCAAGGAGUCCAAGUUCCGCGAGAAGCUCAUGGACCUGAAGCGCAAGACGCGCACGGAUGCGUUUCGUCGGCAGGCGGGCAACCUGUCGCGGACGGGGGCCAGCAAGUUUGGCGAUGCCGUGGGGACCGGCGGGAAGCAUGUCCAUGACUGGGGCCGGGCCGUGCUCAACGAGGAGGGCAUGACGGUCAAGACGUGCAACGAGUGUGGCAUGGAGGUUGAGGAGUUGGAGUUUUAG
Clonostachys byssicola is the source of this 1059-nucleotide messenger RNA. NCBI's taxonomy places the organism in Eukaryota, Fungi, Ascomycota, Sordariomycetes, Hypocreales, Bionectriaceae. The record is from the annotation of a GenBank genome assembly.